AAGUCAAGUAAAAAACAUUUUGUUCUUCAAUUUAGGGCUGGUAUGACUGGUAUAUUUUUACUAAUGAUGUCAUUUAGGAAUGGAAAUUAAAGGGAAUUCCCAUGACAAUGCAUAAAAGCAUUUAGGUUUACUUUCAUUCAGUCUGUAUCUGCUCUUGAGAUCAAACAUGAACCGCUCCAUCAUAUUGUUGUCCUUGGUGUUAGUGAUCUGCAUAGCUUUUAGUGAAGGGCAAAGGAUGUUCCUAAGCAAGCGAUGUAUAUGCUCUAAGACAUAUGACAAAAUAAAGCCUGAAAACAUCAAGGAGUGGAAAGUGCACAAAGCAAGCGCGUUCUGCAGCACAACUGAGAUCAUUGUGACUUUGAAGAAACCUCACUUGAAACUCUGUCUGAAUCCUAAAUCACCAAUGGGACAACAACUACAAUCUGUACGAUCUGUUUCAAGAAACUGAAACCCAGGACAGAUGUGCACCAAGGCUGUCCUCAAGAUUACUUAUCAGGGCACAAGAUAUGCUUAAAUAUUGCAAGUGAUAAAUAUAAUUUAUUGUUAUUUAGGCUAUUAUUAUGAGUCAAUAAGCUACGGAGAUCCAGAAUUUACAUUUUAGGUAAAUGAUCAUUAAAAUAAUACUGUAGAAAAAGAAGAACGAAAGCAUUUAACUUGCCAAUUUCACUUUCUAUUCUUGUCAUUGCCUAAUUUAAGAUAUCUAAGGUGGUUACACAACCUCAAACCAGACUUUAGCCCAUAAGUUGUUCUCUUGUUGGAUUAUGCCCCCUGCUGGACAUACAACAAGUCUAAAUGAUUUUUAAUCAUAUUGGUUAACUUAUAGUUAAUUGAAAAGAAAGUUUAGAAGCUAAAUGGACGUUAUACUUUGUUGAUACGAUGUAAAGUUGACCUUAAAUCAGAACUAGUCUGCAGAUAUACGACACAUGAUUUUAUUCAAAGUUGUUUUAUAGGGUUUUGCAAUGUGAACUUAUUUAAAUUGUAUAAUAAAAUAUUUUCAAGGACACAGCUCGAAUUAUAACAGUAGAUGGCACUGAAAAGCAGGGAUGGUUCUAGUGAGGAUGUGAAAGUGUGAUUAUUAUUUACUUUCCAUUCACAUCAUAGCAUGUAUACUGUAGCCCAAUUCAAAACCAACAUAAACCUGUACUGGUUCUCUGUGUACAUGAAUAAAACAAGUCUUGCAUGAAAGUUAAAAUGUUUUGGAAUUACAUU
Misgurnus anguillicaudatus (oriental weatherfish) is the source of this 1209-nucleotide messenger RNA. NCBI's taxonomy places the organism in Eukaryota, Metazoa, Chordata, Actinopteri, Cypriniformes, Cobitidae. The record is from RefSeq and is a predicted model, not a curated record.